Gossypium raimondii (Peruvian cotton) is the source of this 2003-nucleotide messenger RNA. RefSeq names its product putative laccase-9. The record is from RefSeq and is a predicted model, not a curated record. Gene Ontology annotation, biological process: lignin catabolic process. The coding region runs from base 67 to 1782 and encodes 571 amino acids. Gene Ontology annotation, cellular component: apoplast. The transcript has 6 exons. Gene Ontology annotation, molecular function: copper ion binding; hydroquinone:oxygen oxidoreductase activity. NCBI's taxonomy places the organism in Eukaryota, Viridiplantae, Streptophyta, Magnoliopsida, Malvales, Malvaceae.
UUAAGACUAAAUAGAUUAUUAUUUAUAUAUUUUGAGAGAGAGGAGUUGAUUGGAUUGGGGGAAAAUAUGGGUUUAUGCAAGCUAGGUUGUGUGCCAUGGUUGCUAGGGAUUUUGUUCCUUAGUAGCCUUGAGCUGCUAUGCAUGGCAGAUGUCCAUUACUAUGACUUCAUUGUCCGAGAGUCCAACUUUACAAGGCUGUGCACCACAAAGUCGAUGUUGGUGGUGAAUGAUAGUUAUCCAGGCCCAGAAAUUCGGGUUCAUAGGGGAGACACCGUGUUUGUUAAUGUCCACAAUCAUGGAUCUUAUGGCUUUACCAUUCACUGGCACGGUGUGAAACAACCAAGAAAUCCAUGGUCCGAUGGCCCUGAGUUCGUGACGCAGUGCCCGAUUCAGCCAGGAACAAACUUCACUUACCAAGUGAUAUUGUCGGAUGAAAUAGGUACACUAUGGUGGCAUGCCCACAGUGACUGGACUCGUGGCUCCGUCCAUGGCGCCUUUGUUAUUCUACCAGCUCCGCACGAAACUUACCCAUUCCACCCGCCUGAUGCUGAUCAAACUAUCAUACUUGAAUCAUGGUACAAUGACGACUAUUUGGAACUUAUCCGGAAUUCAACUUUAGACGGCCAGGCUGUAGGAAUACCAAACGCUUACGCUAUUAAUGGGCAUUUAGGAGACACAUAUGAUUGCAAUGAUACAAUAUUCCGGAUGGAAGUUAAUUACCAGGACACGUACCUUCUCCGCAUAAUCAAUGCUGCAAUGAAUGAAGAGAAGUUCUUCUCCAUUGCAAACCACACCCUCAUAGUGGUUGCACAAGAUGCUUCCUACGUCACAAGGUUUGCAACCGACUACAUCAUGAUAACCCCUGGACAAACCAUGGAUGUUUUGGUCCAUGCUAACCAAAACAUUGGCCAGUAUUACAUGGUCAUGAGGAAUUUUCACGACAGCGCUGCUUCAUCUAACAAUAAUCUCACCACCGCUAUUUUCCAGUAUAAAAACAGCGUUGGUGGGCCCAGGAACAAUGCUUCCUUAGUAUCAUUGCCGGAACCUGACGAUUCAAACGCUACAAGUAGCUUUCUCAGCCGAAUUAGGAACUUAAGAGUGAGACAGAACCCACCACUGAGAGUGCCGAGAGCUAUCCAUAGACGAGUUUACAUCGCAAUCUCUACAAACUCCAUUCCUUGCACCAACGACUCAGUAUGUAUUACUGAAGAGAGAUUUGUUGCAGCUUUGAACAAUGUCAGCUUUGUGUUCCCAGUUAUCGACAUUCUCCAAGCAUACUACAAAAGGAGCAUCAAUGGUGUUUUCACCAAAGAUUUCCCCCUUGAACCACCUGAAUAUUAUAACUUCACUGGAGACUUGACUAUUCUAAAUCGCAACGUUACUAUGGGGACAAAGGUUGUUAUGCUGAACUAUGGCGAAGCAGUUGAGAUCGUUUUCCAAGCAACCCAGUUUGGUGCUGGUGGAAGUCAUCCAUUUCAUUUGCACGGUUUCAGUUUCUACCGGGUGGGGAGUGGUUCAGGAAAUUUCAAUAACGUGACUGACCCCAAGUCUUACAACCUGGUUGAUCCACCCCUCAUUAACACCGUGCAUGUUCCUGCUAGCGGCUGGGUUGCCCUUAGGUUUUUUGCAAACAAUCCUGGGGUUUGGUUUUCACACUGCCACUUCGAAAGGCAUAGUAGCUGGGGUAUGGACACGGUGUUCAUAGUGAAGAAUGGAGGCACCAAAGCCACAAGCAUCCGUCCGCCGCCAGCAUCCGGCAUGCCUGUCUGUUCUGGAGCCUAGAAGACUGGGUCAUUAAUAUCCAAAGAAGCAGAUUUUAUUUGGAUUUAAUUAUUACUGUCAAUAAGAUUAUUUGUCAUUAGGAAAUGUAGCCUUAUAUUCGAUUUCUUAACAAAAACAAAAUGGAUUUUUAGGGAUAGGUUAGAGGACUAUUCAAGGAAAACCUCCCUUCUCUAUCAUAAUAUCUAUGAUUAUUUAUUGAAGACAUCUUUAAUUUCUUUUUA